CACUAGAGCUGGCUGGCAUGUGUUCCGGAGAUCCGGGCCAUGAACGGUCGCUUCUGAGGUUAGCUGCUUCGCAACCCUCGCCGCCGUUCCUGUCCAAGCGUCCCCCUUUUGCCAUGACCUUCGCAGAACUCCUCGACCGGAUCGGGGGCAUGGGCCGCUUCCAGGUCCUCCACGUGGCGCUGCUGGUGAUCCCUGUCCUACUGACGUCCAGCCACAACCUGCUACAGAACUUUUCGGCUGCCAUCCCGGAACACCACUGCCGAAUCCGGCUGGUUGGCAACGGCACCAGUUGGCCCGCGAAUAGGACUCAAAAAACGGGCACCGAGGAAGACUUCCUCUGGAUCUCCAUCCCCCGAGACGCGACCGGGAAACCCGAGAAAUGCCGCCGCUUCGUCACCCCGCGCUGGCACCUCAAUGGCAGUGCCACGGGUGGCAACGAGACCCAGGGGGACACAGAGCCGUGCCACGAUGGGUGGAUCUACGACCGGAGCAUUUUCGCCAACACCAUUAUCAUGGAGUGGGACCUGGUGUGCAACCUACGGACCCGGAGACAGAUGGCCCAGUCGAUUUACAUGGGGGGAGUUCUGGCAGGUGCUCUUGUGUUCGGGAGCUUAGCGGACAGGUUUGGGCGCAAAGCGGUCUUGAGCUGGUCUUACCUCCAGAUGGCCGUCUCAGGCGUGUGCACUGCUUUCUCCCCGAGUCUCAUGGCCUACUGUGUCUUCCGCUUCCUGGUCGGCAUGGCACUCUCCGGGAUAAUCCUGAACUGCACGUCCUUAGUCCUCGAGUGGGUGCCCACAAAAGUCCGCACUGUGGCCGGGACUGUGGUGAGUUAUUGUGCAACGUUUGGGCAAAUUAUCCUCCCUGGACUGGCCUACGCCCUCCCGGACUGGCGCUGGCUGCAGUUCGCCGCUUCCAUGCCCUUCUUCGCCUUCUUCAUCUACUCUUGGUGGUUUGCGGAAUCUGCCCGCUGGCUGGUGCUUUCUGGCAAAUUGGACAAGGCGGUCGAGGUCCUCAAGAAGGUGGCCCAGAUCAACGGGAAGAAGGAAGAGGGAGAGAAGCUCAGCAGAGAGGUCUUGAAAUCAAGCAUGCAGAAAGAAUUAGCCCUGGCACAAACGUCCUACACGCUCGUCAGUUUGGUGCGUACACCCACCGUUCGCCGGAUCUCUUGCUGCAUUUCCAGCGUGUGGUUUGCUACCAGUUUUGCUUACUACGGUCUCGCCAUGGACCUCCAGAACUUUGGUUUCAGCAUCUACCUGAUCCAGGUGGCGUUUGGUUCGAUCGACAUCCCGGCCAAGCUGGGGGCUGCCAUCGGCAUGAGCUACAUCGGGCGGAGAGCCACUCAGGCCUCCUCUGUCAUCUUGGCCGGCUUGGCCAUCCUGGCUAAUAUAUUCGUGCCCACAGAUCUUCGAACACUAAGGACUUCUCUGGCAGUGCUCGGGAAAGGAUGCUUGGCCUCUUCCUUCAAUUGCCUCUAUCUCUACACGGGCGAGCUAUACCCAACGGUGAUCAGACAGACCGGGAUGGGGAUAGGCAGCACCCUGGCUCGCGUGGGGGGAAUAGUGGCACCAAUGGUAAAAAUGACGGGAGAAUAUUUCCCCUACCUCCCUCCGCUCAUAUACGGGACGGCCCCAAUCCUGUCCGGGAUCGCCGCCAUCUUCCUGCCUGAGACGCUCAAUGUGCCCCUUCCGGAUACCAUAGAAGAAGUUGAGAGCGGCGGAAGGACAGUGGAGCCCUGCCUUCCCGUCAAGGGCCAAGACCAGAUCUUGCUGGAGAAGGUGUCCCAAGAGGCGUCUCAAGAAGGUCUGGAUAAGCGGGAAAGACACGGCACCAUAUUCCGCACCGUGUGGGGCCACCGUUUUAAUUUCGCCUUCAGCGAAUUGCAGAAAAACAGCGCCUCCAUUGCGUUAGGAGAAAUGCACACGAAAAGGGGUUUUCACGAGGAAGUUGGUGAUGAGAUGAACUUCAGGCUGGAAAAAUGA
Molecule: messenger RNA, 1979 nt
Organism: Elgaria multicarinata webbii
Lineage: Eukaryota; Metazoa; Chordata; Lepidosauria; Squamata; Anguidae
Product: solute carrier family 22 member 6-A-like
Exons: 11
Coding region: 18-1979 (653 amino acids)
Biological process (GO): transmembrane transport
Cellular component (GO): membrane
Molecular function (GO): transmembrane transporter activity
Source: RefSeq, a predicted model, not a curated record